GUACCCAGACACUCCAUGUAUGCCAUAUAUGCCUACAUUGACCCCUGAAACCACCCCAAUGUAGGCCUAUAUGGCACACAUGGAGUGUCUGGGAUAUAAGAAAAACCACAAAAACCACUCGCCACGUCAUCACUCGCUACUCUUCCAAUAAAAGCAAACGACCAACCCGUUGGGGCACAGGACGCCUUCUUUGUGCCCGUUUUCGUAGGGCUUUCGGUGGACCAUUCAGACAAGCUUGGCCUAACCGGGCCAAGCGAACGACCAUCAGUCAGUGUGGCUUGCUGGCUGGUUUUGCUGUUGGAAGCAUGUUUGCGUGACUGGUUUGUAGUCUUGUGCAGCGUAAAUUGAUCGAGAUGAGUUCAUAGUUUGAAUAUGUGAGGUAGACUCAUUUGUAGCGAUGGCUUUGUCAAUGAGUCGGAAACUGGGGAAGUCACUUCUGCUGUUCAGCUUUUGGUACAUGGAAUGCCUCCUGCAGGCAUUCGUACCAGGUGCACUCGUGAAUGCAAGGCAGUCUGCGCAAACACGGUUGGCAGCUGAAUCCAAGAAACGGCAGUUCCCUCCGUUGACAAGUCCGCAAAUCCUGAAGAACACGUGUUCGUUCCCUUGGAAGGUUAUGGACAGAAGAUAGAGGAUUUGUUUGAAGGAGAGGAGUUUGCGUUUGUUCGUGGAGGUGUUGGCGUGGGCAAAAGCACUUUGCGCUUGCACCUGGCACGGCAAAACCCGAAGUUUGUUAGUGUUCCUUUUGGUGAUGGAAAGUAUUGUGAAAACCAUUAUGACUGCGAUGCAGAGGAGUGUCAGAAAGGAUGAGAUGCAACUUGAGGAUGCAGUUUGCCUAGCGCAUGCAAACAAUCUGACACUGGUACUAGAUGAAGCCCAUACUAUCUUCAACCUCCCGGACCUUUGUGUGCUGCUUUUCAAGAGUGACACUCACCCCAAGUUGCUCUUGUUAUCAGCAUCAGGCGAGGGAAAGGGUAGCAGGGCAGUCACACCUUCCGAGAUCAAACAGAAGUUCUUUUGGACUCCUCCUGUCCCUGAAACGGAGGAUGCUCUUGAUGAACUUGUCAAGGGGUUGAAUGAGGCAGGCGUACACCUAGAUGCAAGAAGCGUGGCUUUCUUCCUCAAAUUUUGCGGCGGGCACCGAUCAAUUUAUGUUGCCGCGAUGAGAUGGGUCAAACAGAUGCAAGAUGAGACAAGUCAUUGGGCAUUUAGAGACACAGUCGCAAAAGUUCGAGCCAGCAUUAGCGAUGGCAGUUGGGCAACUGGCACGAUCUUGGGUGCACUUGCUGAAUCACGAGGAGUGAAGGUGAAUGGGAGAUACAGUGACCUUGACGUAGUGCAAAAAGAAUUCAUACAACGUCUUUGUGAAGGCCCAGGUAAUCUUUCUAAGGAGAUACGGCGUGAGUUGACCAUCCAGGGAUUUGUCAUCCCGGUCUCGGAAGGUAAUGAUGAGUUCCAGAGAGUAGAUUGGACAAGACCAGGUGCCACGUAUGCUGUUGCCAAUCCAAUUCUGGCUUCCUACUACAGGCAUCAAUUACAGAACUUUUGUGGAUUGAAAGUGCAUGUUGAACCGUUUGUGCCAGUCAAUUGUUUGGAUCUAUUGCUUCGCGCAAUUCCAUGUCUGACUUUUGCACAGGUGGUCUCCUUUGCCGCAGACCUUGAAUCAAAUUCCUCUCUGUCAGGGUCAGACUUGCCGUAUGAAGAGCAAUACAAUGCUGCCAUCCUACAUGCUCUGCAAAGAUUGGGGUAUCAGGCUUCUGCACCUUUAACCCCCCGCAAUGGCAAAGUUGAUGUACUGGUGCAGAUUAACCAGAUGGCUUUCAGCUUGGAAUGCAUCAUGGCAAAUCGUGGCCAGGAAAGCCACAUUGAGCAUCGCAAUCGCUUCGACAAUGAAAACCUGACAAACUAUUUCAAGGCUGACCACAAGGCACUGGUCACAAUCGGAAGUACAAAUGUUGCGCGUAAACGAGUCAAUGAGACAAGAGCUGAUGGUGUGGAGAUCGUCGGUUUGAUGCCAAACAUUGCGCAUACUGGCUACCACGUUCUGUACCGUGGCCUGGGGCCCAAAACAACCGAGCAGAUCAAGCGUUUCGCAUGUUUUCAACUACGUCUAUGUUUUUUAUGCUCGCUUCGAAGAAUUCCAAACGAGUGUGUAGAAUCAUUCCCUUAUUUUGUUCGGAAAGGUGCCGCUGAGGGUACAGAUUUGGUGGAGUACUAUGUCGAGUGCGACCUUGUAGCACGUGCGUUGGACCAUGAUCGAAUCCGCUGCAUCCAGAAGAUUUCGCACAUCAACCCACCUGGGAAACCUCCACGUCUAGACCAAGCCUUUGGAACCCAGACCAAAGCUGUUUGGGUGAGGCAACUGCAGCAGGAGAUUGGCAACGCUUUCCAAGUCAAGGGAGAAUUGCUGAACGUUGAUGACCUCAAAGAAACAAUCGAAAAGAAGGAGAAACUGUCCAUCGCCGCGUCCAAGAUUGACAUGUACAGCUCGAAGGAUGGAAAGUGGAUUUGGAAGAAGGAGGAGAAGAUGAGCGCAUGCCUUCGUGACAUUUCUGAAGAGAAUCCUUAUGGCUACAUUGUGCCAUAGCAGCUUGGUUGGUGCAAAGCUGAACCAAUUGGCACAAAGCGGAUUCAAUCCAACCUUUCUCGUGCAUGUCAUGAGCAGUGGACAAUUUCACCAAAUGUAUGAAACUCAUGUGACAACCUUAAGCAGCAAUUUUCACAAUUCAACACCUCAAUAACGAGCCAGCAAUGAUCGUGGAAUGAUCCCGCGACACAAAAAACCAGCUAUCAGCUGCCCCAGUCAAAGAAAACACUCCAAGAUGAUCCAAGUCUUGAAUAAAACGGGACCAAAGGAGAAGGAGAAGGAAGGCUGAAGAUCUUUUGUUUGGGAUCUUCAGGCACUUGCCUUUACCGACCCGAGCAUCGGAAACUUACCAGUCUCAGUCUCAGUGUUCUCAGUGUUUGGAAACUUCUUAGUGUUCUCAGUCUCAGUCAGACGUUCCUUUCCUUCAUUGUCCAGCCUUCAUUCACCCCGCGGUGGCCUCUCCAAACCGAACAAGCCAACGGCGUAUUUUCCAGACCACCAACCCCAGACCAUCCAUGCGACUGGAAGAAGAGUG
This is a messenger RNA of Durusdinium trenchii, 3119 nucleotides long. Lineage: Eukaryota; Dinophyceae; Suessiales; Symbiodiniaceae. The record is from the annotation of a GenBank genome assembly.